AGAGGGCCUGGGACUCUGGUUUUCCCUCACUGUAAAACCGAGUAGGCUGAGUCCCAACGGAUAAGAUUAGGAAACCAUUAGAAAGGGAAGAGAAGAAGGCAAUGGCGUCUACAGCGGCCGCUCUGUCUUGGAGUUCUUCUACAUGGCUUCAAACUUCGGUCAAUAACUUUAACCAACCCAGGAAAUUCUCCGACAAUAGAAUGGUCUUUGUGGUUGUGGCUCAAAAGAAAGCUAAGAAACUUCGAAAGAUAAUCCUGAAGGAGGAUGUAGCAGAGCUGGGAAAGAAAGGGCAACUACUUGAUGUGAAGGCGGGAUAUUACAGAAAUUAUCUCCAACCCAUGGGCAUGGCCCAGAUUGUCACUCCACUUCUUCUCAAGGAAAUGCGAAUGGAAGAGGAGAGAAUUGAGGCAGAGAAAAAACGGGUAAAAGAAGAGGCCCAACAAAUGGCUCUAAUGUUUGAAACUGUUGGAGCUUUCAAGGUGAAACGCAAAGGUGGAAAAGGAAAGCAAAUCUUUGGAAGUGUUACUGCUCAAGAUCUUACUGACAUAAUUAAGGCCCAGCUACAGAGGGAUGUGGACAAGCGAAUUGUCUCUCUUCCAGAGAUUCGGGAAACAGGGGAAUACGUUGCAGAAUUGAAGCUUCAUCCAGAAGUUACUGCUCGAGUGCGGUUGAAUGUGUAUGCCAAUUAAAGAUCAGCAGCUUUUGGGACCCUGUUCUGUGUUAAAAAUUUGUUCAACCGGCUUGCUUCAUUUAAGGUGGGAUGCUGUCAAAGCAAAACAAAAUUUGGACAUGCUCAUUGGAGGGAACAAGAUGUAUAAUUUUUGAAGUGGUAAGACACAUAGUAUCAUAUUUGGCCUCUGCUAUUGUGCUGUGGUUUUAUUGCUAGGAAUAGUCAUCUCCUGCUUAAUGUACCAUGCUCUUUAGAAUAUUCUUUUAGUGCUGCCAUAUAUUGCAAAACCUUUUGGGGAAUCCAA
Molecule: messenger RNA, 974 nt
Organism: Vitis vinifera (wine grape)
Lineage: Eukaryota; Viridiplantae; Streptophyta; Magnoliopsida; Vitales; Vitaceae
Product: large ribosomal subunit protein bL9c
Exons: 7
Coding region: 102-689 (195 amino acids)
Biological process (GO): translation
Cellular component (GO): mitochondrion; ribosome
Molecular function (GO): structural constituent of ribosome
Source: RefSeq, a predicted model, not a curated record